AUGAAUGGCGAGGCCGCUUCCGCGAACCAGCGGUUGGGCGUGGCCCGGAAUGACGCUCUCCAAGGCGCCACGCUCGCAUUCCAGCACUCCAGGGACCCCUCGCCCAAUGUGAGGGCUACCAAUGUGAGGGCUAGUUCUUCUGCUGCAAUGGCAAGUGAUAAUCGUCCUCUGAGUCGCCAGAGGACUGGAUCCGAUGCCCCCGAAGUGGGCUCCGUAAAGGAUAAAAUUGGGAGAUUGGCCAGACCACUUUCGCCUACGGCCAGUACAUCAUUAAGUGUGAGAGGACGACCCUCAGCCGCCUCUCUCUCCUCGACCUCCCAAAUUGCGGCACGGCUCGCUGCGUCAAGGUCCCCUGGGCGGGACACCAGUGUUCCGUCGACAACCGCCAGACUUGGCGCAGGUGCAGUACGAAGUGCGAGUCGGGUGCCACCCUCACCAGAAAAGCGACAGCUACCAGCACCAACCCCGCUGCGCUUGAUCCAAGGGAGAGAUAGUCCCUUAGAUCGCAUGCUGCACGAAAAUGGCUUAAAGUCCGACUCAGAUCUACCUAGCUACGGGCGCUCUCCAUCCCAACAAUCCAGGGCAACUCUAAAUUAUCACGAGGGUCGAGAACCGAGCCACCAUCCCUCCUUUGAGCCUCGAAAUUCAUCUGUACCGCCAAAUGAGCUGAAACCAAGGCUUCCACCACGUGUGCCCCCAUCACGAGGGUCUAUGAGAAACCAUGGAGCUGUCGCAAUACCCAAGCGACCUUCGACACCGAGCGAGGUAUCUAUAUCAAGCCAGUCACAUACGACAACAAGUACCUCCAGCCUAAUAGAUGACUCGAUUGGCAUGAGCGAAGAAUCCCUCUCCAAUGCUAUUAUUGCUUCAUCCCUCGCCUCAGCACGAGCAUCCCCAUCUAUCAAGGCUCCCCCGCCGCUUCCUCCGCAGCGACGAGGGGCACGAUCCAUUCUACAUUUGGCACACCAAUCCAAGAGUGAUUUGUCAAGGACACCAAGUCCACCGAAGAGCAUGCCGAUGACACUCCGCGGCAUGCCGAAACCCACCGCUACCGACCACCGAAAACACAGAAACCCCCUGCACAAACACCCCCACAAACACAAGGAGGGCGACCGUAAGCGCUGGCGACGCGAGGUCACCGAGAAAGAACGCAAACGGUACGAAGGUGUUUGGGCUUCUAAUAAAGGGCUUCUCAUCCCUCCUGAUCCCGAUGGAACCGGGCCAUGGCCACCUAAUGCUUCGGAUAUGGUUCUCAACCUGGUGGUCCGGGAAAUCUGGUCCCGCAGUCGUCUGCCAGAAGCGAUUUUGGAGCAAGUGUGGGAUUUAGUCGAUCACCAACAUAUCGGACUUUUAGCGCGUGAGGAAUUCGUGGUCGGAAUGUGGUUGAUCGACCAGUUUUUGAAGGGACACAAGCUCCCUGUGAAAGUUCGGGACAGUGUCUGGGAUAGUGUGCGGCAUAUUGCGGGUAUUAAGCUACCCCUUGGGAAAGGUACCUAG
Penicillium crustosum is the source of this 1497-nucleotide messenger RNA. It is a transcript of the gene irs4, whose product is annotated as protein irs4. NCBI's taxonomy places the organism in Eukaryota, Fungi, Ascomycota, Eurotiomycetes, Eurotiales, Aspergillaceae. The record is from RefSeq and is a predicted model, not a curated record. The transcript has a single exon. The coding region runs from base 1 to 1497 and encodes 498 amino acids. Gene Ontology annotation, molecular function: protein binding.